UAACAAAAAAGCCCACAUAAGCUGGAAAUUUUUUUGGGAGAGGAAAUCUCUCAGUCACCCUUACAGUCGCUCAUCGUCCUCCCGCUAUCUCUGCUUCUCAAUUCUCUCACGCACACCGUUUCUCUGCUUCUACUCUGAGCAUUUUUUUGCUUGUUGUAUUUGUUGCUGAUUUCAAAGUGUUUUAGGAAAGAACAUGGCAUCAAAAAGGGAAAGGGCAACUGGUGAUAGGGUAGAGGAGGAAGGGCUUGAUUUUGAAUCGAAAAGGCUAAGGGUGGGUAAGGAGUCUUCCCCCUCUCCUCUUGUUUCCAUCGCAAAUCCUCUUUCUGGGUUGGCUAAUAACUAUGCUGACAUCGAUGAGGAGGAAGAUUAUUAUCAAAGGGAUAAGGGUGUUGUUAACGACAAUAGGAAUGGUGCGUCUCAGCAUAAUGGGCAUAAAUAUGAAGGGGAUGAUUAUAGCGAUGAAGAAGAAGAUUCACAGGAACAACUAUUUGGUGGAAGAAGUCGCCAGGUGGAGGUUCGGAAGGACUGUCCUUAUCUGGACACUGUAAAUAGACAGGUUUUGGAUUUUGACUUUGAGAAGUUCUGUUCUGUCUCUUUGUCCAAUCUAAAUGUCUACGCGUGUUUGGUUUGUGGUAAGUAUUACCAAGGGAGAGGGAAAAAAUCCCAUGCUUAUACGCAUAGUCUGGAAGCCGGACACCAUGUUUAUAUCAAUCUCCAAACUGAAAAAGUAUACUGUCUUCCCGAUGGCUAUGAAAUUAAUGAUCCCUCACUAGACGACAUUCGGCAUGUCCUGAAUCCGAGGUUUACUGCAAAAGAUGUUGAACAACUUGACAAAAAUAAGCAGUGGUCCAGGGCACUUGAUGGUUCUAGUUACCUUCCGGGAAUGGUUGGACUUAAUAAUAUUAAGGAGACUGAUUUUGUGAAUGUAACAAUUCAAUCCUUAAUGAGAAUUACCCCGUUGAGGAAUUUUUUUCUUAUCCCGGAAAACUAUCAACACUGCAAAUCUCCACUUGUUCAUCGAUUUGGUGAACUCACAAGGAAGAUCUGGCAUGCACGGAACUUUAAAGGACAGGUCAGUCCCCAUGAGUUUCUUCAAGCAGUGAUGAAAGCUAGUAAAAAACGAUUUCGAAUUGGUGCGCAGUCUGACCCAGUUGAGUUCGUGUCAUGGCUUCUUAAUACCCUACAUGCUGAUCUUAAAACUUCAAAGAAGAAUACGAGCAUUAUUUACCAGUGUUUUCAGGGUGAACUUGAGGUUGUUAAAGAGAUUCCUAAUAUUGGAAAUGCACCCUUCAAAGAAACUUUGAAAAUGCCAUUCCUAAUGUUAGGUUUGGACUUGCCGCCGCCUCCUCUUUUCAAGGAUGUGAUGGAGAAAAAUAUAAUACCCCAGGUUCCACUCUUCAACAUACUAAAGAAGUUUGACGGUGAGACUAUCACCGAGGUGGUCCGUCCUCAUAUAGCAAGGAUGCAAUAUCGUGUUACCAGACUGCCUAAGUAUAUGAUUCUUCACAUGCGGCGAUUUACAAAGAACAAUUUUUUUGUGGAGAAGAAUCCUACUUUAGUCAACUUUCCUGUGAAGAAUUUGGAGUUGAAGGAUUACAUUCCCUUGCCAACACCAAGAGAAAAUGAGAAAUUGCGCACUAAAUAUGAUUUGAUUGCAAAUAUUGUUCAUGAUGGCAAACCAGGUGAAGGAUCCUAUAGGGCGUUUGUGCAACGAAAAUCAGAAGAACUAUGGUAUGAGAUGCAGGAUUUGCACGUGUCAGAAACACUCCCUCAUUUGGUUGCGCUUUCAGAAACUUAUAUGCAAAUAUACGAGCAGCAGCAUUGAAAGGCCCAGUUCAAAUCCUUUUCCUAGCAUACCAUAACCUGAAAGCAAGUCUUUUUGAAGGAUUUAGAAUACGAGACAUAAUUCACGGUUAGCUACACAAUUGGGGAAAUAUAAUGCGUGAUUAUUGCAGCUGAGUGGCUUUAUUCAAAUGUAAUGCGCAGCUUUGAGGGACUCGAAUUUUUUUGUUGCUGUACUUGAUAUGAUAGGUUGCUUGAGUAACUUGUGGAAUGUGAAGUAUCCACUUAGCUUAAUCCAUAUUAAAUUGCAUUGCUUAACACUUACAAACCUCUGUUUGGUCGUUGAAUCUCCAAGUAGCAUGGUGCAUAAUGUUUCUGCAGAUAUAAAUUGAUGGUAUUGUACUAGUGGAUUAUCAGGUGUGUAGCUAGGAUUUGUCUAGUAACUUUCUAGCAUCGUACCUUUGCACAUGUGUUGUUAUUGAUAGAUUUGCAAAUUAAUCUAGCUAUGCAAAUGAUCUUAGUAAGGGUAACUUGUUAUGGCUAACUCUACUAAAUUUUUUCUGAGAACAUUGUAGUCACCAAGAGCCUGGUAACAAGAUAUCAAGCAGUUCAAUGUUGUAGUCACCAAGAGCUUUGUAACUGUUUAAUAAAAGUAGUUCCUAGUAAA
Messenger RNA from Vicia villosa (hairy vetch), 2449 nucleotides. RefSeq lists its product as uncharacterized. The transcript is spliced from 10 exons. Gene Ontology annotation, biological process: spliceosomal complex assembly; protein deubiquitination; mRNA processing. Lineage: Eukaryota; Viridiplantae; Streptophyta; Magnoliopsida; Fabales; Fabaceae. Gene Ontology annotation, molecular function: zinc ion binding; cysteine-type deubiquitinase activity. The coding region runs from base 194 to 1825 and encodes 543 amino acids. The record is from RefSeq and is a predicted model, not a curated record.